Messenger RNA from Suncus etruscus (white-toothed pygmy shrew), 8246 nucleotides. It is a transcript of the gene KAT6B, whose product is annotated as lysine acetyltransferase 6B. Gene Ontology annotation, cellular component: MOZ/MORF histone acetyltransferase complex; nucleosome. The transcript is spliced from 16 exons. Gene Ontology annotation, molecular function: DNA binding; histone acetyltransferase activity. NCBI's taxonomy places the organism in Eukaryota, Metazoa, Chordata, Mammalia, Eulipotyphla, Soricidae. The record is from RefSeq and is a predicted model, not a curated record. Gene Ontology annotation, biological process: regulation of DNA-templated transcription; nucleosome assembly. Bases 195 to 6500 code for a protein of 2101 amino acids.
AACUCUCCACAUUGCCAGUGUGUCCUCAUUUUUAAUCUCUCGAAGAUGGAUGUAUGCAAGAUGCUGCGUGACGUGGUCUGGAAUACCCUCUGCACUCGUUGAGUUGCCUAUGACUUGUACAGUGUGCCAGCCCCAUUAACGACAAGGAGAAUCUCUAUGGGUCAUUUCUGCAGCCAGGAAGGCAUUGAUCAACCAUGGUAAAACUUGCAAACCCACUUUAUACAGAGUGGAUUCUUGAAGCAAUACAAAAAAUCAAAAAGCAGAAGCAGAGGCCAUCAGAGGAGAGGAUCUGCCAUGCGGUCAGCACGUUGCAUGGCCUGGAAAAGAAAACAGUGUCGGAGCAGCUGGAGCUCAGUGUGGAGGAUGGCUCCGUGCUCCGAGUUACCAACAAGGGCCUGGCCUCCUACAAGGACCCAGACCACCCUGGCCGCUUCGCUUCCGUCAGGCCGGGCGCCUUCCCCAAGGCCACCAAGGGGCCACGAGGACCAUGUGGUGAUCUCCGCAGCGUGGAUUGGAACAAACUGCUGCGAAGGGCCAUUGAAGGCCUCGAGGAGCCGGGCGGGUCCUCGCUGAAGAACAUCGAGAAGUACCUUAGGAGUCAGGGCGACCUGACGGCCACCACCACGCACCCGGCCUUCCAGCAGCGCCUUCGACUUGGGGCCAAGCGCGCCGUCAACACCGGGCGGCUGCUGAAGGAUGGGCCGCAGUACAGGGUCAGCCAGGGGGGCCUGGACGGCAAGGGCACUCCUAAACACCCCGGCUCCUUUCCAGCCUCACUGCCGCCCGUCAGCCUCCUGCCCCACGAGAAGGACCAGCCCCGCGCCGACCCUAUUCCAAUAUGUAGCUUCUGUUUGGGAACGAAAGAAUCAAACCGUGAGAAGAAACCAGAGGAGCUUCUGUCCUGUGCAGACUGUGGCAGCAGUGGACACCCAUCCUGUUUGAAAUUCUGUCCUGAAUUAACAACAAACGUAAAGGCCUUACGAUGGCAGUGCAUCGAGUGUAAGACAUGCAGCGCCUGUAGGAUCCAAGGCAAAAAUGCAGAUAAUAUGCUUUUUUGUGACUCCUGUGAUAGAGGAUUCCACAUGGAGUGCUGUGAUCCCCCACUUUCCAGAAUGCCAAAAGGGAUGUGGAUUUGCCAAGUCUGCAGACCAAAGAAAAAGGGAAGAAAACUACUUCAGGAGAAAGCCGCACAAAUAAAACGACGAUAUGCAAAACCCAUUGGACGGCCGAAAAAUAAAUUAAAGCAACGAUUGUUGUCUGUAACCAGUGAUGAAGGAUCCAUGAAUGCAUUCACAGGAAGGGGGUCACCUGGUAGGGGUCAAAAGACUAAAGUCUGUACCACACCUUCAUCUGGUCAUGCUGCAUCUGGCAAGGACUCGAGCAGCAGAUUGGCUGUUACAGACCCCCCUCGGCCUGGUGCCGCCACCAAAACCACCACCUCCACCUCCACCACCUCCUCCUCCUCCUCCUCCUCCUCCACCUACAUUUCUGCCUCCACACUUAAAGUUAACAAGAAAACCAAAGGGCUCAUUGACGGCCUUACUAAGUUUUUCACGCCAUCGCCCGAUGGCCGCAGGUCUCGCGGUGAAAUAAUAGACUUUUCCAAGCACUACCGUCCCCGGACCAAGGUCUCUCGGAGACCUUCAUACCCUCCUCAUGUGUCCCAGGCCACAGGCACCACACACAAGCUAAAACCUCCGCCUUCUGCACCCCCACUGCCCGCCCCCGUCUCCGCUCAGAGCCCCAGUUCGCAAAGGUCCAGCGCCUCCACCUCUUCUACCUCUCCCCAGAGCUCGUCCAGCCAGUCCAGCGCGCCCUCCCUUAGUGGCCUGACCAGUAACAGCCAGCUCAAGGCUCUCUUUGAUGGACUCUCCCAUAUCUAUACCACUCAGGGCCAGUCCCGGCAAAAGGGCCAGCCCACCUACGCCCCGGCCCAGCGCAGGCGACCAAGAAGGGAGUUACCGGCCAUGGCCAAGGCCAAAGCCAAAGCCAAAUCCAAAUCCAAAGCCCAUUUCUUGGGCAAGAGAGAGAUUAGGAGCCGGUUGCUCUCCCACUCCUCCUCCUGGGGCCUGGCCCGAGGCCGUAUCUUUAAGGCCAUCGCUCACUUCAAGCGCUCGACUUUCCUUAAAAAGCACAGGCUGCUAGACAGAUUAAAAUGUAAAGUGACCCCUCAGGUGGGGACCCCCUCACCCGGGAAGGGGAGCUUGACAGACGGAAGGAUUAAACCUGAUCAGGAUGAUGAUACUGAAAUCAAAAUAAGCAUCAAACAAGAAAGUACAGAUUUAAAUGUGAUUGGAAACAAGGAUAUCGUAACCGAAGAGGAUCUGGACGUUUUUAAACAGGCCCAGGAACUUUCUUGGGAGAAAAUAGAGUGUGAGAGUGGGGUGGAAGACUGCGGUCGAUAUCCUUCUGUAAUCGAAUUUGGCAAGUACGAAAUCCAGACCUGGUACUCCUCGCCUUACCCACAGGAAUAUGCAAGAUUACCAAAGCUUUACCUGUGUGAAUUCUGUCUUAAAUAUAUGAAAAGUAAAAAUAUUUUGUUAAGACACUCAAAGAAAUGUGGAUGGUUUCAUCCCCCAGCCAACGAAAUUUACCGAAAGAAAGACCUUUCAGUAUUUGAGGUUGAUGGGAAUAUGAGCAAAAUUUAUUGCCAAAACCUCUGCUUGUUAGCCAAGCUCUUCCUGGAUCACAAAACGUUGUAUUAUGAUGUUGAACCAUUCCUCUUUUAUGUCCUUACAAAAAAUGAUGAAAAGGGCUGUCAUCUGGUUGGCUACUUCUCGAAGGAAAAGCUUUGCCAGCAGAAGUACAAUGUCUCCUGCAUAAUGAUCAUGCCCCAGCACCAAAGGCAAGGAUUCGGCCGCUUUCUCAUUGACUUCAGCUAUUUGCUUUCUAGAAGAGAAGGACAGGCCGGCUCGCCCGAGAAGCCACUCUCUGACCUGGGCCGACUAUCAUACCUGGCCUACUGGCGGAGCGUCAUCCUGGAGUACCUGUCUCACCACCGCCAUGACAGACACAUCAGCAUCAAGGCCAUCAGCAGAGCCACAGGCAUGUGUCCCCACGACAUUGCCACAACCCUGCAGCAUCUCCACAUGAUCGACAGAAGGGAUGGCCGAUUUGUCAUCAUUAGAAGGGAAAGGUUGAUAUUGGACCAUAUGGAGAAAGUGAAAAGCUCUUCUCGGACCAACGAGCUCGACCCAGACUGUCUGAGGUGGACCCCAAUUCUCAUUUCUAAUGCUGCGGUUUCUGAGGAAGAGCGUGAGGCAGAGAAAGAGGCUGAGCGGCUGAUGGAACAAGCCAGCUGCUGGGAGAAGGAGGAGCAAGAGAUCCUGUCAUCUAGAGCAAGCAGUAGGCAAUCACCUGCAAAAGUACAAUCCAAAAAUAAGUACGGACAUUCCCCGGAGCGCCGGCCAGUGGCAGGGGAGCGAGGGCAGCUGAUGGAGCUGUCUAAGGACAGCAGUGAAGAAGAGGAGGAGGAGGAGGAGGAGGAAGAGGAAGAAGAAGAGGAGGAAGAGGAGGAGGAGGAAGAGGAAGAAGAAAACAUUCAGAGCUCUCCUCCCAGACUGACUAAACCACAGUCGGUUGCUGUAAAGAGAAAGAGGCCUUUUGUACUCAAGAAGAAAAGGGGGCGGAAACGCCGGAGGAUCAACAGUAGUGUGACCACGGAGACCAUCUCUGAGACCACCGAGGUGCUCCACGAACCCUUUGACCACUCGGAUGAGGAAAGGCCGAUGCCACAGCUGCAGCCCACCUGCGAGCUGGUUCAGGAGAACAGCAGGAAGCGUGCCCCAAGAAAGUCCUUAGCACCCCAGCCUGGGAAGAAGAGGCGAGCUGAGGGCACAACUGCACCAGACAAUCAUGGCUUUCCCAAUGCCGAGCCCAUGAGAAAUAAUGUGGGAGGUGAUGCGGACGGCCUGAAGGAAGGCAGCAGAGACAAUCCUGAAGCUGUGCCGUGCAAGCAGGGCUGGUCACGGGGAAGCAAGCGUGGCACCGCCAAGUGUAGACCCAGCAAAGAGAGGAAGAGCGGAUUCAAGCUGAACCUCUACACACCCCCUGAAACACCCCUGGAGCCUGCUGAACUGGCCACUGUGGACGAACCAGAUGAGGUCCCUGAGGACAGGGCCAGCCCCAGCCCCAGCCCUGCAGGAACCCAAGAGGCACCUGAUGCCCCAGAGCCCCUGGAGGAGAACCCAAAGGAGGAGACGCUUGCGCCUGAGGGUCCAGAGAACUCACCAGGGGCCAAAGAGGAUGCUGAUCCACCCAAAUCCCAGGGGGCGGGGGAAAGGGAGGAGGAGGGAGAAGAGGAGGAAGAGGAAGUGGAGGAAGAAGAAGAGAGCAAUGUGGACAAAGACUCAGAACCUUCUAAACAUAAGAAAAAGGAGGAGCCAGAAGUAUGCCUGGACAAAGACAAGCCAGCGCAGCUGGAUGACCAUGACGAGGAGGAAGAAGAGGAGGAGGAGGAAGAGCCAUCUCACAACGAGGGCCACGAUGCUGAUGAUGAGGACGACAGUCAUCUGGAACCCACGGCUGCCACCAAGGUCCUGAGCCCCAGAGCAACGCUGGAAAACCACGCAUCUUUUUUAGAACUUAGUGACCAGCCACCUCACUCGAGCCCGGCCGUACUCAUGGACUGUGGAAGCACCGACCUCACCGUGCAGGGGACCAUGGAGCCCAAGGCGGUGUUGGCCGAGGAUACCGUGGCAACAGCGGCCCCCGAGUCAGACGAGGAAGGGCUGGAGGAACAGGCAGAACAGCUGGCUCCACUAGGCCAAGGAGAGCCGUACCCUGAGCUGAAAGCGGGGGACCAGACCGCCUUGGAGGUAGACUCAGAGACAGCGCAGGCCGUGCAGUCACUGACACAGGAGAGCGGCGAGCCCGACGAUGCCUUCCAGGACUGUACUGAGACGCAGGAAGCCUGCCGGAGCCUCCAGAGCUACACGCAUACAGACCAGAGCCCCCCAGGGGCUACCGCUGCGCUAGACGACUGCCAGCCAUCAGAGCACAGCAGCCCUGUCUCGUCUGUCCACUCACACCCGGGGCAGUCUGUCCGCUCCGUCAGCAGUCCAAGCGUCCCUGCCCUGGAGAGCAGCUAUGCCCAAAUCAGCCCCGAUUCUGGUGCCAUCUCGGUGCCAUCCCUGCAGAACCUCGAGACCAGCCCCAUGAUGGACGUGCCAUCUGUGUCCGACCACUCACAGCAGGUGGUGGACAGUGGCUUCAGUGACCUGGGCAGCAUCGAGAGCACCACCGAGAACUAUGAGAACCCCAGCAGCUAUGACUCUACGCUGGGCGGCAGCAUCUGCGGCAGCAGCUCGUCCCAGAGCAGCUGCUCUUAUGGUGGCCUCCCAUCCGGCAGCCUACCCCAGAGCAGCUGUGCUGUCACCCCACAGUUGCCCAGCCUGAGCGGGAGCUGCAGCUUGCUAGGCCAGGGCAGCAUCGGCUCACCGCCUCCCUGCAGCGUCAAGUCCCCUCAGGGCUGCGUCGGGGAACGGCCCCCCAGCAGCAGCCAGCAGCUUGCUCCCUGCAGCCUGGCAGCCAACUUCACACCGCCCAUGCAGCUGGCCGAGCUGCCCGAGCCCGGCGGUGGUGGCGGUGGAGGCGGUGGCGGUGCCAAUCUGGGCUUAUACGAGCGCAUGGGGCAGAGUGAUUUCGGUACCGGUCACUACCCACAACCGUCAGCCACCUUCAGCCUUGCCAAACUGCAGCAGUUGACGAACACCCUGAUCGACCAUUCAUUGCCUUACAGCCCCUCGGCCGCGGUCACCUCCUAUGCAAACAGUGCCUCUCUGUCCACGCCGCUGAGCAACUCGGGGCUCGUGCAGCUGGCCCAGGCCCCGCACUCUGUCCCUGGGGCGCCCCAAGCACAGGCCACCAUGACUCCCCCACCCAACUUGACACCACCGCCCAUGAACCUGCCACCGCCACUGCUGCAGCGGAACAUGGCCGCGUCCAACCUGGGCAUUGCCCACAGCCAAAGACUGCAGACUCAGCUGGCGGGCAAGGGCCAUGUCGCCAUGAGAACCAAAUCAGCAGCGGCAGCUGCGGCGGCAGCAGCAGCGGCAGCAGCAGCAGCAUCUCUGUCACCAGCCACUGCCGCCGCCUCACACCAGCCGCAGAUCUAUGGACGCUCGCAGCCCGUGGCCAUGCAGGGCCCCUCGAGGACUCUGGCCAUGCAGAGGGGCAUGAACAUGGGCAUGAACCUGAUGCCCGCACCUGCCUACAAUGUCAACUCGGUGAACGUGAACCCACUCAAUGCCAUGAACGGCUAUGGCAUGUCGCAGCCCAUGAUGAACAGCGGCUACCCAGGCAACCAUGGCUACAUGAACCAGACGCCUCAGUACCCGAUGCAGGUGCAGAUGGGCAUGAUGGGUGCUCAGCCGUAUGCCCAGCAGCCCAUGCAGACCCCGCCGCAUGGCAAUAUGAUGUACACGGCGCCAGGCCACCACAGCUACAUGAACUCGGGUAUGUCCAAACAGCCCCUCAACAGUUCCUACAUGCGGAGGUAGGGGCCGCCCCGCUACCCUGCCUGGCCCCCUGCACACAGACCUUCGAAGUGUACGAUUUCAAAACCAGCAAUUGGUGUGAAUGCAAAAAAACAAAAACAAACAAAAAAUAAAAUAAAAACCCACAUUGUUGGCACCAUUUCUUUAAAAAAAAAAAAAAAGAAGAAAAAGAAAAAAAAAGAAAAAUAAAUGAAACAAACAAAAAUAGCUGUAUGCAGCAGAAAGCCUUAUACAAGUUCUUUUUUCUUUUUUUUUCUUUUUCUUUUCCCUUUUUUUUAAAUUUAAUUUAAUAUUUUUAUUUGGUAUCUGUUUCUGUUGCUUUGAUACAAAAUUCUCUGCAAAGGAAAGGAAGGCCUCUCUGGACUAUUACAGUGUGGGGGUGACCAGCGACCAAGUUGCCUCCCCAUUAAACAAUGUGGAUAUCGAGCCCCCCCCCCAUUCUGUUUUAAUACUGAACCCCCUGAGAGCUUUGGUUUCUCUGCCCUGUCCACUCCAUGUAAAUGCCUUUUAGCCUUUCAGUUAUUGUAUAUUUUUGUUUAAGGGGACACUUCAGCAUGCCGCUAAUGUCUUUGUUAGUGACAGUGCAUUUUGUCGUACUGUACCAAGUGUCGUGCUAACAGUAAGCCAUUUCUUAAGUUUUUUGCCUUGAUUAGGGUGCCCUAAUUUGAGGGUUUUAAAAAAACGAAACAAAAACAAAAAAACAAAAACAACUAUAUUUUUGUUAAUUAUAAAACUGUAAAGAGCUAUAAAAGCUAUUCCCAUUUGGUUCGUCAAAAGGGUUUUAUUGCUGAUGUUUGGUGUAAAGUUGAGACCCUUUUCCUUUUUUGGUGACAGGUUUCUUUGGGGGGGGUAAAAAAAAAGGCAGCUUUCUGUUUUAUAAAUGCAGACUUCUGUUUAUUGAAUGAAGCAUAUCUCAGUGUUUAAUCUGUCAGGUUUUGAAAACAUUUCAUAUAUGUCCAAAUACUUGGCAGGAUUUAAAAAAAAAUAGUGAAUUUGGUGUAAAGUUGCUAUUUUAUGGAAAUGCCUCUAACUUUACAUUUUCAUUCCAUCUGUAGAUUUUUCUAUCUUUAUAAAAUAUUGGAGUUAUUUUUUAAGGGAAAAAAAUAGAGAAGUAGCUUGUGAAUAGCUCAAAUGAAGCUUCCAACCCGCAUGUACAAAAGCAAAAGUUAUUUGUGUCUGUUUAUAUCGCUUCCUUUUUGUAGCCUUUGUAUCUGCACAGGGUGACUGUAAGGGACCAGCAGGGGAGGCGGAACCCUUGUAUAGAAAUAGGAGCCAGCAACACUCUUGUAUUUAUCUGUUCUCUUUUUAGUCAGUCACUUCAAAAGACGAAAAAACAAACAAACAAAAAAACCCCAACAAAAAAAAAAAAGCUGUACAUUUUAACAUAAAAUAAAUUAUGAUGAGCCAUUUUUAGCCUCUUGUGUCCUGUCCUAUUAUGACUGAUAGAGAAUGACCAGUGGAACUGUUAUCAUAUGUCACAUCUCAGAACACAAACACAUUUGGGGAAAAUAAAUUAUUUAGUAUAGAUUGGAGCUACGAGAUUUUUUCUGGUUUUGACUUUGGGGGAGGGGGAUGGCAAUAAAGAGUAAUAUCUAAAAAAUAAUAAUAAACCAUCACAUAUACCAAAUACCUAUUUAAUAAAUUAAUUUAUAAUGGAUUUUAAUGCUUUUCAUGAAAGUUUAUUUUAUGCGAGUGCAUACCUUCUGUAUGCCAAUCAUUGUCUUUAAAAUAAAGUGAUUUUGUUUUUUU